GCGCUCGCCAUGGCUGAUGAAAGGUCCAAGGAAGGAGUUAAGACUGAGAACAACCAUCAUACUAACUUGAAGGUGGCAGGGCAGGAUGGUUCUGUGGUGCAGUUUAAGAUUAAGAGCCUCUUAAUCUUAAACUAAUGAAAAGCCUAUGGUGAAUGACAGGGUACACACCUGCACAUGGAAAUGGAGGAUGAAGGUGCAGUUGAUGUGUUCCAGCAGCAGACAGGAGGUGUCUACUAA
Marmota flaviventris (yellow-bellied marmot) is the source of this 237-nucleotide messenger RNA. NCBI's taxonomy places the organism in Eukaryota, Metazoa, Chordata, Mammalia, Rodentia, Sciuridae. The record is from RefSeq and is a predicted model, not a curated record.